Molecule: messenger RNA, 2955 nt
Organism: Cornus florida
Lineage: Eukaryota; Viridiplantae; Streptophyta; Magnoliopsida; Cornales; Cornaceae
Exons: 3
Coding region: 388-1377 (329 amino acids)
Source: RefSeq, a predicted model, not a curated record
UUCCUUUUCCAAAUCUAUAUAAAUUGAUUCCAAACAAAGCGGAAACCGUAAACCUUCGGCAGUACCCUUUCUCAACAAACCCUAAAAAGCACGACGGAGUUUUCAAAUAUUUCGAUGGAGCCGGGAAUGAUGGUGGAGAAGGAGGAGAAACCACCAGUGCCUGGAAAGAAGAUGAUGAUGGAGGAGGAGGUGUAGGAGAGGAUAGCAUACCAGAUUUUGGAGGAUGGAGUGGUGGAGAAGAAGGAGAAACCACCAGUGCCGGGAAAGAAGACGGUGGCGGGAUCAACAAUUCAGCCCACGUGUGAGCAGAAGGUAAGGCCAGUAGUUUUCAUAGUUUGCCAAUUGAAAAAUUCUUCUGUAUACUCUGCUGCGAUUUUCAAAUUAGAGAUGGGAAAAACUCUAGUAAAAUCUGAAGGUCGAUUUGAAGUGUUUAAUAGAAGGAAGUAUUUGGGCAUGGAAACCUCUCCACGUUUAGGGUCUGUGUCUUGUGCUCUGGUGGGUUACGAAUUAUACUUAGCGUGUAGUUAUUCGCAGCUUGACCUUCAGGGCGGCCAGAUCCGCCAAGCUCCUGUUCAUAUCUUCGACACUUUGCAUGAACGACUGGUUGAGUUGCCGUCGUCAUCUCAUUGUUUUGUUACACCCAAACCUUUCCCCGUAGUUAUGGCUGUUGGAACUCUCCAACUUUAUGUUUAUGGACAAUCUAUGGCAACUUCAUUGAAUGUCCCAGCGCCAACACUUGAGAGCUUUAACAUUGGAGAGUUAGAAUGGGAAUCACAAUUACCUCCACAGUUUGAUUUACCGAGCUGUACCUUUGUUAAUGGUUAUGCGGUUGUAAAGAAUUUUCUCCUCAUUUCGGUUGCAGAUUUCAAUGGUAGACAUUCUCGUAAUGAGUUUUUCUACUGGAAUUUCUCUGGUGGUUCUAAUUCCAAAAACAAGUGGGAGAAGAUGAUCUUUUCAAAAGGCCAAAAAAAUAUAAACUAUCCCUUCUCCGGGAAGGCUGAGUUUGUUGAAGAUGUGAUUUAUUCAUACAAUAGAGGCUUGUAUGCAUACCGGGUUGAUUGCUGUUCUGACAAAGAAGGUCUACAGAUAUCUCCUCCUCAGCUAGUUGGAUUUCCCAAGUUUGCAGCCCCGCCUGUGGAUUGGUCCGAUUCCAUCUAUUUCUCGUUCAGCUGUGCAUAUAUGGGGAUUGGGAAGAGAUUCUGUAUCAUCAGGACUGGGGACUCGGGUUGUAUUGGUGAUCAACAAUACGUGGCCGUAUCUGUUGUUGAAGUUUCCGAAGAUGUGCAGUGUCUAACAACCGUCUCUUCGACAAUCUGCUCACUCGACAUCAGUGGCCUCGGCAGUGACUUGAUCCUCGAUUCUUGCUUUGUUGUCUAACAAUUCUAAUUGUAUUCUUUUGAUCAUCAUUCUAUUAAGCAUGUCUGAUGCAUUGAGUAGCUUUCAACAUUUCUUUUACAUCCUUGUUCUUCAUUUUAUUAGGAAGAUAGGAAAAAUCAUUCAAACCAUUUUGUGAGUGACGAAUUACAGAGUAUAAUUUAGUUGCCUGAGACAGUUUGCAUGUCGUUUUGUUGGAUCUGUGUCUUUCUGGUAAUGGAAAUUUGAAUGAAAAGGUGGUCUUUAACCGAAUAGUAUUUAAUGGCUUGUGGCAUGUGAAUGGUAGAUUUGUAAUGGAUAAAUAUAAUUUGAUAUGUAUUUAUUUUGUUUGACGAGCAAAUUUGGGAUUGUGCAUGUAUUUUUGAGAGGUAAACUUUAAUGUUAUGAACACUUCUUUUCCUUUGUUUAUUAAUUUCAAGUUUUGGGUCUGUGUCUUUUUGGUAAUGCUUAAUUUUUAUAGCAUGAAAUGAAGGGUGCGGGUGAUUUGAUUGAUCACAUAUGAUCUUGUAAUCAGUCAUCAAUUAUUCCCUCCUACUCAACCAAAGAUUUGGCAAGAAGGAAAACAAUAGUUAACCUGUAAACAUUAACAAGAAGGCAACAUUAUACCAACACCAUUAUACAAUUUGAGCUAAAUUAGAUUUUGCACAUCUAUUGUGAAAUUCCAAUCAUUCAUUGUGAUCUAAAACCAAGCAACAUCCUACUUGACAGUGAUAUGGUUGCUCAUGUCGGAGGUUUUGGGUUGGCGAGGUUUCUUCAACAAUGUAACAUUCACAAUCAAAGCAGCAGUACAAUUGGAGUAAGGGGAACGGUUGGCUAUACUGCUCCAGAAUCAUGCUCGAUUCAGUUACCAAAAUAAGAGAACCAUUCUUGGUUUUGUUCUUUUCAUUUUGUGAAUGGCAGAGUAUGGCUUGGGAAACGAGGUGUCAGCAAUGGGGGAUGUAUAAGGUUACGGAAUCUUGGUGUUGGAGAUGAUGACAGGGAAUAAACCUGUUGACAGUAUGUUCAAGGAAGGCCUUAACCUUUGCUAGGAUGGCUUUACCAAAUGGCGUUAUGGAGUUCGUAGAUCCAAUGCUUCUAAACUUUGAUGAAGAAGAGACAUCAGAAGUGCGUAAUAGAAAUCAGAUUGCAAGAGAAUCAAGAAAAGAAAACAGAAAGGAAUGUUUGAUUUCCAUGAUCAAGAUCAGAGUUGCAUGCUCCAAGGAAUCACCACAGGAUUGAAUGGGCAUAACUGAUGUUGUUCGUGAGCUGAAUUUGAUCAAAAACAUUCCUCAAGGCACUCGAAGAGGUCCUAAUGCAUAAUAUAUAGGCCAUGAAGUUUGAAAGCAGAGAAGAACAGCCCAAACUCAUGUUUGAGAAGCAAUUCGAAAAUGGCUGUUAUUGCAGUACAUAGCAGUAUUGUGUACUGGACUUACAUGUAUAUCCACUUCAAUUCCAUAAAACAUUAAAUUCCCUAUAUUUCUUGUAUUUUGUAUCUUCUGUAUUUCAAUUGCAUAAAAUGUUUCUGGACUCGGUUCCAAGAACUUGUCUUUGUGCCUUUUUGUACUUCAAUUGCAUAUAAUGUUUUUUUGAUUUAUAUACCUA